AUGGAGACCCAGGAUGGAGCAGACCUCUGUUUUCCACAAUUGCCCAACAUCUCCUGCAAAGAAAAUGUAUCUUUUGGGUCAAAACGGAAACUGUCUCAGAUAAUAUUGUCCCUCAUCUCUCUUCUGAUUGUAGCUCUCAACCUUCUUGUCAUCAUAUCAGUCUUCCAUUUCAGGCAGCUCCACACUCCAACUAACAUCCUCCUCCUCUCUCUGGCUGUCACAGAUUUUCUUGUGGGUCUCCUGUUGAUGCCGUUUGAAAUCCUCAGACUCACAUCAUGUUGGAUCCUUGGUGAUCUGAUGUGUAUUCUGCUUGAUUGUAUGGCAUAUUGUAUCACAUCUGCCUCAGUUGGAAUUAUGGUUCUCAUAUCAGUCGAGCGCUAUGUAGCCAUCUGUGAUUCUCUGCAUUAUCCAACCAGAGUUACUGUGAGAACAGUUAAACUGUGUGUUUGUCUGUGUUGGGUGUGCUCUGUUUGCUUCAACAGUUUAUUUGUCAAAGAUGACCUGAUUAAUCCAGGCAAGCAUAGUUCCUGUUAUGGAGAAUGUGUAUUAGAUGUUGACUACACGUUAGGAACUGUAGAUCUUGUCAUAACCUUUAUUAUUCCAGUUACAGUCAUUGUAGUUCUGUAUAUGGGAGUGUUUGUGGUGGCUCUGUCUCACGCUCGUGCCAUGCGCUCUCACAUCACAGCUCCCGCAUUUCAUCUUUCAGUAACAGCAGCACCAAAGAAAUCUGAGCUGAAAGCAGCAAGAAAUCUUGGUGUUCUAAUUGUUGUGUUUUUGACAUGUUUUUGCCCUUAUUAUUGUUUUUCCCUUGCAGGUUCCUUUGAUCACAAUUCUGGAUAUUUUCAUGUUUAUCUGUUCUACUUUAAUUCGUGUAUAAACCCUGUGAUCUAUGCAAUGUUGUACCCCUGGUUUAGAAAAGCAGUAAAACUCAUCGUCACACUUCAGAUUUUGAAGCCAGGUUCCAGUGACGCCAACAUAUUGUAGAAAGAGUAAAAACAAAUCUGCUCCAAUUGAUUGACAAACAUAAUUAGAGAUGUGUCAUUUAUCUUCAAAGGGUUAACUGUGUUCUCACAUAUUUUGGCCUGAAGAAGUAACAAAAUUAGAAUACAUGUCU
Cololabis saira (Pacific saury) is the source of this 1114-nucleotide messenger RNA. Its product is annotated as trace amine-associated receptor 13c-like. Bases 1 to 984 code for a protein of 327 amino acids. The transcript is spliced from 2 exons. Gene Ontology annotation, cellular component: membrane. The record is from RefSeq and is a predicted model, not a curated record. NCBI's taxonomy places the organism in Eukaryota, Metazoa, Chordata, Actinopteri, Beloniformes, Belonidae. Gene Ontology annotation, molecular function: trace-amine receptor activity. Gene Ontology annotation, biological process: G protein-coupled receptor signaling pathway.